UUCAGUCAGUCUUGUUGUGGCCGAGCUCGUGAGAGGUGUGGUCCAACAAUGGCGGUUCCCGCAACUAGUGUGGUCGUUCUCGAUCGUGGCAACAAUACUACGUGCACAGUAAAUCUUCAUGGUGCCACUGUCGUGUCGUGGAGAGUGAAUAACCAAGAACAACUCUUCGUCAGCAAGCAGUCCGUGUUCGAUGGCAAGCGGCCCAUCCGCGGCGGAAUCCCGAUCGUCUUUCCCCAGUUCGGUCCGUCCAACACCGGACCUCAGCACGGCUUUGCUCGCAUCUCGCGAUGGGAGCUGAAAAAGCCUCCCGAGCGCCUGCCUACAGGCGACGUGGAGGCCAUGUUCCAGCUGCUGGACAACGAGUACACCAGGACCAUGUGGAACUAUCCCUUCAGUCUCACAUAUCGUCUCAUCCUGCGGGAGAAAGAGCUGCACUUCAACAUCAGUGUAUACAAUCCUGGCGCCGAGACCUUGUCGUGUAACUUGCUGCUGCACACCUACUUCAAAGUGCCUGAUGUGCGCAGAUGUCAGAUCACUGGCAUGCGAGGCUGCACUUACAUCGAUAAAAGGUCUCCUAUUGCAUUGGUGUGGAAUCCAUGGCUGGAAAAGGCAAAAGAAAUCCCCGACUUCGGGGAAGAAGAAUUCCCGAACAUGGUUUGCGUGGAGUCUGGUCACGUGACUUCACCCAUCGUCCUGCCCCCCGGCACCGUCUUCGAGGCUAGCCAGAUACUGCAGGUCAUGUAGGCUCGUGCAGGUCUUGGAGGCUAAUAGCCUCAUGCAGGUCUUGGAGGCAGAUGGAGGUAUUACUGCAGGUUAGCUAGGCUGCAGCUGCUGCAGCCUAGCUAGGCUGCAGCUGCUGCAGAUUAACUAGGCUUCAGCUGCUGCAGGUUAACUAGGCUACAGCCGCUUUAAGUUAACUAGGCUGCAGCUGCGUUAAGUUAACUAGGCUGCAGCUGCUGCAGGUUAACUAGGCUACAGCUGCGUUAAGUUAACUAGGCUGCAGCUGCUGCAGAUUAACUAGGCUACAGCUGCGUUAAGUUAACUAGGCUGCAGCUGCGUUAAGUUAACUAGGCUGCAGCUGCUGCAGAUUAACUAGGCUACAGCUGCGUUAAGUUAACUAGGCUGCAGCUGCUGCAGAUUAACUAGGCUACAGCUGCGUUAAGUUAACUAGGCUGCAGCUGCUGCAGGUUAACUAGGCUGCAGCUGCGUUAAGUUAACUAGGCUGCAGCUGCUGCAGAUUAACUAGGCUACAGCUGCGUUAAGUUAACUAGGCCGCAGGUGGUUGCACGUUAUUUGCUGCAAGUGCUGAAAGUUCAAGUGGGCGCUGCAGUUUAAGCUCAUCAACUGAUGUGCUGUUAACGCAAGUCUUAUAAGAACUGAAACUGAUGCAAGUUACGUAAAAUUCUGCAGUUUGUGCUCCACUGCAUUCACUGCACUGCAUUGAACACAUUGCAGUCACUUCGCUGCACUUAUAAACUUGUUCGGGCAAGAAAUUAUGAUGAAAUUUUCAAACUUCAUGCCUUUAAUGAAAUCAAUAAAUCAAAUAUAAUAUUAUUCGAGCCACAAUUGUCCCUUUUUUGAGCAUUAACCAUUAACCAUCAGGACAAUUAACCAUUGGCUGAAUAUUUUUGUCCUGAAGUGCAGAUGUUACUGGGGAACCGAGAAUGAAAAAUUAAACCUUUAAUCUGUAAAAAGUUACCAUAAUAUUUUUUUUUGUUUUGCUAGAUGAAAGUAAAUACCGGAUUCUAAUCUCGGAUUUUGUGAACUGACUCCUACUUCUCUCAUCCUGCGUGUGGAUUCUUCAUUUAAAUUUCAAGUUAUUUUUUUAGUAAAUGUUAACAAAAAUUGGAAACAAUUAGUAGUGCCAAAAACGCUUGAAAUUGUCUUUUUGUUAACAUUAUUUAUGCACUGCUCUACUCUAUGUUCUGGAAGCUCUAUUUCCUUCCCAUAAUAAAAUAGUUGUUAAGUGAUAUUUAAUUAGACGAAGAAUUAACAAGGAAAAAGGAUAACAACCGCGCCAGAUCAGAAGAAGGCAUUCGAUUUCUCAGCCACAUUCCUUUGCCUUUAUUGUGAAGGUAUCUUUAAUAUUAAUCUUCCAGAAAGGCACUGAUUUCAUGACAUUAAUUACUAGGUAAUAAAUAGUUUUCUAGUUUAUUAACAGGAACCUAAGUAAUUAGAACCGUGCCAGAUAAUGCGUUCGGUAGACGGUAAGUUAAGGCGAUGUUACGACACGAUAAGAAUGUACCAUUUUCCCGAUCUUUUGAAGAUAUUUAUUAAUACAACCUCGUCCAAAUCAUUCUUCUUCUAUUUAUGUUAAAGAGAAGAGACUCUGAAGUGUUGAAUUAGCUUUUAAUUAAUGAAGGUUGAUUAUUCCUGUGAACGUUGAUCGCGGCUAAAUUAACUUAACGUUUUCUCUUGAUAAUCACUGUGCUGUUGAUUGUUUGCUUAAACUUAAGAGGCGAUACCGUAAGGCUCUCUUUUUUAUGCUAAAAUACUCAAUCAAAUUCUGGAUUUUAUAAUAUUGUCAACUAUAUUUCACAAUUGUUACAUUCAUUUUAUUUCCAAUUUUUGUUUCUUUUUAUUUUUUGAUAAUUUUCAAUCGCCGCACUCCCUCAGUUAGGCAUAAUUAUUCGUAGGAAAGCUUGUUUGUCUUGUACAGGUCUAUUAAAAUCUCUCAAAUAAUUGUGAUUAUGUCGUCAGCUUAUUACGAUUUUUAAUUAAAUUUAGCGUAUCUGUCGUAGGAUAAAAAAUUGUUAGUU
Hyalella azteca is the source of this 2759-nucleotide messenger RNA. Its product is annotated as glucose-6-phosphate 1-epimerase-like. The record is from RefSeq and is a predicted model, not a curated record. Lineage: Eukaryota; Metazoa; Arthropoda; Malacostraca; Amphipoda; Hyalellidae. Gene Ontology annotation, molecular function: carbohydrate binding; isomerase activity. Gene Ontology annotation, biological process: carbohydrate metabolic process. The transcript is spliced from 7 exons. The coding region runs from base 49 to 744 and encodes 231 amino acids.